GUGUGUGUAGGUGCUCAAGUGUGUGUGCGUGUGUGCGUGAGGAGCUGUCGUCGUUGUCGUCGUCUUCGCUCUCGUCCACGUCUUGACUGGAGCCCCGAACCAAAGAGUCGUCACAACGUCGUCGUCAGCAAAACCCACGACUUCAGCCGCUGCUGCCGCCGCCGCCGCCGCCGCGUCCAAGGUAAAAACCCAGCGUCAAACAUCCACGCAAAGUCCACCACCAGGGGGAGCAGCAGCAGCAGCAGCGGGAGCAACAGCAGCAACAACAACACGCAGCGGCGUACGCAGCGGCCAUCGGCGUCGCAGUAGCAGCAGUAAUCCAAACGCCGGCAACACGAAAGCGACCAGCGGCAGCGGUGGAGCUGGCUGCGCCGGCGUCGCUGGUGGCGGUGGUGGUGGUGGUGGCGGUGGCGUUGGAGUUGCUGGAGGUGGCGGUGGCACAGCCAACAUUAAGCAAAGCGUCAGUCGCAAUAGCAACAUACGCAGCAGCUCCUCCAACAGCACCAUGGCAUCGGCUAAUCAUCGAGGCGGACGUGGCGGCAUCGCCGGCGCCGGCGCUGGCGUUGGCGAUGGCAAUGCGGCUGGCUUGCAGUUCGGUUCCGCCUGGUUUCAGCGCAAAAUCAAUCUAAGGCCGCAGCAUCGCGGCGUCCAUUUGGUCACCGAAGAGAUACUUAGACAAAUGCCGGAGCUGACACAAUUCUCUGUGGGAUUAUGUCACAUGCAAAUACUUCACACCUCGGCGAGUUUAGCGUUAAACGAGAGUUGGGAUCCAGACGUCAGAGACGAUAUGGAAAUGAUGUUGAAUAAAAUAGUUCCCGAAGGUUUGCCCUACAGGCAUUCGUGCGAAGGACCCGACGAUAUGCCCGCACACGUGAAGGCCUGCUUUCUGGGCAGCUCACUGACAAUCCCCAUUACCGAUGGCAAACUCUCGCUGGGCACCUGGCAGGGCGUUUGGCUGUGCGAGCAUCGCGAUCAGGCCGGUAGCCGUAAGCUGGUAAUCACACUCACUGGCUGUCCGCGCGAACAGGCUGUCCGUAGCCCGCUGUCACCCGUCUCGCCCAUCGCUAGUACCUCCAGUUAGGGGCGGCCUCGCUCCACCCGCGACAGCCGGUAAUCGCGGGGGAGCGACAAUAAUGACAUCAUUUCGUCGAGGAAGUUGAUUUUACAAAAGAAUUUAGCUAGGGCCACAGCACAGCAGCGAGCGGCGGCCGUUAUAGCCGCCGGACAUGGUUUAAUUGGAGCAACUGCAUCCGUUGCGGCACCGGCGCCACCAGGCGCUGUGCCCAUCGAUACGAAGACGCAACGUUUGCUGUUGCGGCAGCGUUUACAUUUGAAUUUGAAUUUAAAUGUUACUGAAACGCUGCAGGAUGGCGUUGAUAUUGAUGAUGUUGAUGAGGAUGUCUGCGACGACGAAGAUGAUGACAAUGAUAAUGAUGAUGAUGUGGAUGACAAUAAGACUGCAUCCAUUGAUGAUCGAAGCGUUGUCAUUGUUGACAACGUUGCGGAUGUCGUCGAUGCUCAGGGCAGUGGGCGUCGCCGUGUUGGUGAUAAUAUACAAACCGUCACAACAGUGCCUCAAACCAAACAACAACAACUAAGACAUAAGAUCACCGCAGCAACAACAACAACAACAACAGAAACAACCAGCUCAUCAACAGCAUCUAGCGCAUUAGCUAAAUUCAAUCGUAUACUCGACUCUGCUAAACUGGAACCACAUCGCGCCUCGUCAGCGUUCAGCAGCGCAACGCUGCAGCAACGCCUGGCGCUGGCUUAUCCAGAGCUGCAACAACAACAACCACAGCAACAACAACAGCAGCAGCAGCAGCACCACGAGUUGCGACAAAUCGACAACCUCACACGUAGCACAAGUCGUGGCAUUGCCGUCGUUAGCACUCCAUUAACAUUGCAAGCACUAGACACAAUAAAAACUAAGACGACGGCAAUGUUAGAACAACAGCAACAGUUGCUGCAACAGCAGCAACAACACGACGCCGCUGAUUAUACGAAACGAAAUGAUGUGCAUUAUUUGUUGAAACAGUUAAAUAGUUUUAGUGAUAUAGAAGAAAUAGAAAUUGUUGAUAUGAAGCAAAGACAGCAGCGACAGCAACAGCAACAGCAGCAGCAGCACUACCACCACAAACAGCAGCAAGAACAACGCACAAGCAGAACCUCUGCAGCUGCACCUGCUGGCUGCUCUAGUUCUUUAGAGCUGAUGCCCAUGUCCCGUUCCAUGUUGCCCAUAGCCUUGGGCUCGCCAUCGACACAGUCGCACAAGGGCAACUUUAUGGGUCAUGCUGGCGACAGUACGACACGUUUGCAAUUCGAUGAUUAUUUAUUCGAAUCGUGUCAUUAUCUGGAGACAAACUAUUUUGCCGCUACCUAUCGCACUGCCAUGGUCGAGAGCAGCUCGCACGAGUUCCGGCCCUCGACCACAACGCCGACGAGCACGCGCUCGGACAGCUUUGAGCUGCACGAACUGGAGCCGCCGAGCGUUAUAUGCAAGGCGGCACCCAUGCUGGAUUAUCAUGCCACAUCGCCGCCGCCCUAUCAGGCAGAGGUGCGCAUGACCAGCAGCGGCGUCCAGACGGAGCUCACGGUCGAGUCGCAGCUCAGCCAUAGCGGCAGCUCGAGUUCAGGUGGCUCGCCGCAUGUGCCGCCCUUCUUCAUAUGCUGCUACACGCCUAUUGAUCGUUGGCGGGCAAGGCGUAUGGGCGCGGCAGCUGCCGCCAAGCGUGCUAAUCCAGAGAAGAACGGCCAUGCUGUCUGACAGUAAAUGAAUUUAUUACAAAUUAAAGAGAAGCGAAAAUAACUAAGCGUCAGCUGCGCUGUUUCAUUUGCGAUAUCAACAAACGAUUCCAUUUCGAAGACAGUCAAUACACAAAACUUCGCCUAAUAUUCAUUUAAAAAACGUUUAAAACAAAAACAUGUACAAUUUUUUAUACACACCUACACACACACCCACACACAACCAAACAAUCGCACAUUUUUGCAAUACACACACAAAAAAAAUAUGAUAAACAUUUUGAUAGACUUAAAACUCAAAACGAAAAUAAACUCAUUUGGAAAUGUUGUAUAAAUAAUGAAAUGAAAAGCAAAUUUCAAG
Messenger RNA from Drosophila hydei, 3103 nucleotides. RefSeq lists its product as uncharacterized. The transcript is spliced from 4 exons. Lineage: Eukaryota; Metazoa; Arthropoda; Insecta; Diptera; Drosophilidae. The record is from RefSeq and is a predicted model, not a curated record.